Messenger RNA from Colletotrichum chrysophilum, 1383 nucleotides. RefSeq lists its product as uncharacterized. The transcript is spliced from 6 exons. Bases 1 to 1383 code for a protein of 460 amino acids. Gene Ontology annotation, molecular function: transmembrane transporter activity. The record is from RefSeq and is a predicted model, not a curated record. NCBI's taxonomy places the organism in Eukaryota, Fungi, Ascomycota, Sordariomycetes, Glomerellales, Glomerellaceae. Gene Ontology annotation, cellular component: membrane. Gene Ontology annotation, biological process: transmembrane transport.
AUGCGAGAAGAAGUACGAACCAGAGUCGAGGAGCCAGGCACCUCGGACGACGAAACCGUCGUCGUCAUCCAAGAUGGCGUCGCCCUGAACGCUGCAGGCCACAGGGACCAGCUGUCGCGCCAAUACGGCCUUCUGGGACUUGCCAGCAUGGCCCUCACCGUGGACAACGCUUGGGUCGCAUUGGGCUCGUCGAUUUCGGUCUCUAUUCGGAUCAACUUCUACGGCUGGAUUUUCGCCCUGGCGUCGCUCAUGCAGAUCUCGAGCAACGUCGCCGUGAGCAUGUACGCAGUCUACCACCUCGACACCUACGUUAGCCAGCCGUACCACGUCUUCAUCGGGUACCUCCUGAUCCUCUGGGGCUCCGCGUUCUUCAUCGUCUUCGCCAACAAGUACGCGCCGCACACCCAGCACGUAGGCACCUUCUUCGUCAUCGUCGGCGGCAUCGUGACCAUCAUCAUCCUGGCGGCGAUGCCGAAACGCCACGCGACCAACCACUUUGUGUGGUCCUCUUUCAACGAGAAUAAUGCCACCGGUUGGUCGGGCGGGGUCGCGUUUCUCCUGGGCGUCCUCAACGGCGCCUUUACGAUCGGGACUCCUGACUCGGUUACGCAUAUGGCGGAGGAGAUGGGCCAUCCCAGGAAGGACCUGCCCAAAGCGAUCAUGUUGCAGAUCACUCUGGGGUUCGUCUACAUCACCGCCCUCCAGGGCGGCUUCAACACCUUCCCGUUGACCAACAUCUACGUUCAAGCAACGGCCGGGGAUAACGGCGUGCGCAACCCGGGCGCAGCUUUCGGGCUUCUGUUCAUCAUGCUCAUCUGCACCUUGACCUGCUGUGUGGGUCUGACGUUGACUGUUUCGAGGACCUACUGGGCACUGGCCAGAGACAACGCCGUGCCGCUGUCAGCUUUGUUUGGCCGAGUAAACGAACGGCUCAGCUGUCCCGUCUGGUCAACCCUGUUCGUCUGCGUGCUUGCUACCGGGAUAGGUGCCAUUCCGCUUGGCAGUUCGACGGCUUUUCUCGCCAUCGCUGGAUCGUUUGUCGUUUUGACGACCAUAUCCUACGCCAUCCCCUUCGCGGCAAACAUGCUGUCGGGCCGCAAGUAUUUCCCCAAGGGGCCGUUCCACCUAGGACGAGCGGGGUACGCGGUCAACGGCCUGGCUGUCCUGUUCAUUGUGUUGUUUGAUGUUCUCUUCUGCUUUCGGACGGUGGCGAUUACCGGGCUGUGGUGGGCGGCGCACGCCGUCAAACAUUACCCCGGCCCGAAGGUGAUGGCCUUAUACAUCGAGACCGACGGAGUGGCGCCCGUGGCCACCGAAAAGUCUUCGGCAUCGGCGAUGGCUACGGAGCUAAAGCAGAAAGAAGCAGAAAACCUCCGGAGUUAA